CCCAGAUCUCCUACUCUCUGCUGCUGACCGCUCUGAUGUUGUACAGUCCCUGUAAUCUCCACGGGAUUUGAUCAAGGAGAUGCGCUCAGAGAAGCUGUGGAGAGCCCGUCCCUGGAAGAGUUCAAGGCCGGGUUGGACGGGGCUCUGAGCAACCUGAUGUAGCGAAAGGUGUCCCUGCUCAUGGCAGAGGGCUGGGUCCAGAUGCUUCUUUAAGGUCCCUUCCUGUCCCUUCUGUGGUUCUGUGUUGUUGCAUCUCCUGGCUGUGGGAGAUGUGUAUUCACCCACAGCAGUGACAACUUUCAUGGCCCCAGCCCCGGCCGUGCUGUGGCAGCUGCACCGCGCCGCCGCUGCCAGACUCGCGCUGGGGCUCCAUGAGCUCUGCCACCGCUCCGGUGAUCGAGGUCCCGCUACGGGAACACUCUGGGCAAACGUUCCACUGGAAGUGGUCGGCAGCAAAACCAGCACAUUCCAGCACUGGGUUCCAGAAUCGAGCUGGCCAUUGGCAUAGGCCAUCCCAGACCGAUCUGUUUCCUUAAUUCCACAGCAGACACUCAUUUGAAAGGUGUUACAUUUGGCACACUGGACAAGACAUCUGAUAACUGAAUAAUUAUGUUCAGGAGCAAAGCAUCGAGUCUGUCGAAACUGAUUCCCUUGAUGUUUGGCCAGUCAAAUUUGGCUUACAAAUUUAUUCAUCCAGUUACUGCUUCUUGUGGACAUCGCUGUCACAGAAGUGUGAUUUACAAAGAGAGGUACUGGAUGCACCAACUUAGUGCUGGAAGACAAACAAUAAGCACUGGGACCAAGGUCAUGGCAGAAGGAGAGUUGCCAGCUGUUUUGAUCCUGGAUAUAGGAGGAACUCAUGGCGUGCUAGAAGACCUUGCAGCACUUUUGAAGAAACACUUUCACCUUAUCACCAUGAAGGAAUUUCUUGGAAACAAAGAAGAAAUGAGAAAAAAAAUCCAAUCUGUUUUUGUGUUUGAGUGCAGGCCAACUAUUGACCGUGAGCUUCUAGAAAGCCUGCCUAAUUUAAAGGUGAUUGCAAACUCUGGGGUUGGAGUGGAUCACUUAGACUUGAAAAUGAUCUCGAGCUUUGGUGUAAAAGUGACCAACACCCCGCACGCCGUGGCAGACCCAACAGCAGACAUAGGAAUGGCCUUGAUGCUGGCCUCUGCCAGAAGACUAGUGGAAGGCUGCCACAUUGCCCUGUCUCCGGACACAAAGUGUUUUGCUGUUGACUGGCUGGGAGUGGAAGUAACCAGAGCGACACUUGGGAUCAUUGGGAUGGGCAGCAUUGGAUACAAAGUGGCUCAGAGAGCCAGAGCCUUCAACAUGAGGAUCCUGUACCAUAACAGAAACCAGAGAAGAAAGGAGGAGGAAGAGGCUGUUGGUGCCCACUACUGUGCAAAGAUGGAAGACUUGCUGCAGCAAUCUGACUUUGUUAUGUUGGUUGUGAACCUGACUCCUGAGACUCACAAACUGAUUGGGAAGAAGGAGCUGAGGCUGAUGAAACCCACAGCUACUCUUAUAAACAUCAGCCGAGGUGCAGUUAUUGAUCAAGAUGCAUUGGUAGAAGCUCUCCAGAAUAAGGUUAUUAGGGCUGCAGCUCUGGACGUGACAUACCCUGAGCCUCUGCCAAGAGAUCAUCCUUUAUUAAACCUGAAUAAUGUCAUCAUAACCCCGCACAUUGGAACCGCGACAGUCCAGGCCAUCCGUAUGAUGGCAGAAGAAGCAAUAGCAAACAUGCUGGCUGUUCUCAAUGACCAACCCAUUCCAAGUGAAGUGUUUCCCAAAUGAUGAGUGCCAGAUGAUGCCACUAAAUCUCCUGUGUACGGGAAGGCACUAUUUCUUACUACUUUUAAGCUGAAUAAAAAAACAACCUGCUCCUGCACUGUUCAUCAUGAUACUGCAAAACUGUCAGACUUGAUCUGUUCUGUUACUUACAAUUUGUGAAAAACGCCAAUCACUUGUUUUAAAAUUUUAAAAGUUUAGUAGUAAUAAAAUGGUUAUAAAAUUUGUAAUACAGAUUAGAACAAUAAGAAUUUGGACAAUCAGAGUUAGGACAAUAAAGGACAAUAAAAGCAAAGAAUUACGAAUGUUUGGAUGCUUCCCUCUUGAAAGCAUGGCUCGCUAACAAAGGAUUAACCCUUAAAAGCAAUAGCCUGUUGCAUAUUCAAAUAUCUCAUACAUUAUUCAAAAAUUGUUUUCAAACAAAGGGUGUUUUCUGGUUAUUGUCAGCUUCUCCUGCUUAAUCCUGUUAGCACCUCAAAGACAAGAAGGAGAUGGAAGAAAGUUUGUCUUUUCCGAUAAGGGGGCAGUAAUUCUUCUCUUGGAGAUUUAGGUGUCUUGUUGCUGUUAUCUCUGUGUGAAUAAUUUCUCGAGCUAGUUAGAAAAAGUAUCUUACAUUGCAUAGUUUUUAUUUUAAUAUUAUGUUAUAGCCUAAAGCUAUAUUUAACACACUACUGAAAAUGGUUAAUACAGUAUAACUUUCUAACAUAACACAUAUAAUAAUCAUUUAAAUAUUAGCGAAAAGGCAAUCAUA
This is a messenger RNA of Motacilla alba alba, 2539 nucleotides long. Its product is annotated as probable 2-ketogluconate reductase. The record is from RefSeq and is a predicted model, not a curated record. Gene Ontology annotation, molecular function: NAD binding; hydroxypyruvate reductase [NAD(P)H] activity; glyoxylate reductase (NADPH) activity. Bases 610 to 1794 code for a protein of 394 amino acids. The transcript has 7 exons. Gene Ontology annotation, cellular component: cytosol. Lineage: Eukaryota; Metazoa; Chordata; Aves; Passeriformes; Motacillidae.